This is a messenger RNA of Orcinus orca (killer whale), 3126 nucleotides long. Its product is annotated as RNA/RNP complex-1-interacting phosphatase-like. Lineage: Eukaryota; Metazoa; Chordata; Mammalia; Artiodactyla; Delphinidae. Bases 1970 to 2734 code for a protein of 254 amino acids. The transcript has 8 exons. The record is from RefSeq and is a predicted model, not a curated record. Gene Ontology annotation, biological process: dephosphorylation. Gene Ontology annotation, molecular function: protein tyrosine/serine/threonine phosphatase activity; polynucleotide 5'-phosphatase activity.
CCGGUCAGAAUGGCCAUCAUCAAAAAAUCUAGAAACAAUAAAUGCUGUAGAGGGUGUGGAGAAAAGGGAACACUCUUGCACUUUUGGUGGGAAUGUAAAUUGCUACAGCCACUAUGGAGAACAGUAUGGAGGUUCCUUAAAAAACUACAAACAGAACACCCAUACGAUCCAGCAAUCCCACUACUGGGCGUAUACCCUUAGAAACCCAAUAAUUCAAAACGGGUCAUGUACCAAAAUGUUCAUUGCAGCUCUAUUUACAAUAGCCAGGACAUGGAAGCAACCUAAGUGUCCAUUAACAGAUGAAUGGAUAAAGAAGAUGUGGCACAUAUAUAAAAUGGAAUAUUCCUCAGCCAUAAAAAGAAACGAAACUGAGUUAUUUGUAGUGAGGUGGAUGGACCAAGAAUCUGUCAUACAGAGUGAAGUAAGUCAGAAAGAGAAAAACAAACACCAUUUGCUAACACAAAUCUAAGGAAAAAAAUAUACAUGGAAUCUAAGGGGGAAAAAAAAGGUCAUGAAGAACCUAGGGGUAAGACGGGAAUAAAGACACAGACGUACUGGACCAUAGACUUGAGGAUAUGGGGAGGGGGAAGGGUAAACUGUGACAAAGUGAGAGAGUGGCAUGGACAUAUAUACACUACCAAACGUAAAAUAGCUAGUGGGAAGUAGCCACAUAGCACAGGGAGACCAGCUCAGUGCUUUGUGACCACCUAGAGGGGUGGGAUAGGGAGGGUGGGAGGUAGGGAGACGCAAGAGGGAAGAGAUAUGGGAACAUAUGUGUAUGUAUAACUGAUUCACUUUGUUACAAAGCAGAAACCAACAUACCAUUGUAAAGCAAUUAUACUUCAAUACAGAUGUUAAUAAAAAUGAAAUUAGAAACUAAAAAGUAAAACUGACAAAAACAUUUGUUAUUAUAAAAAUGGAAAUUAGUAUGCUAUUAUACCCUUAGAACUACUGUAGAACAUGCUGUUCUUUGCUGUUCCACUUGUGGCGUGAUUCAUAGUUUUUCUAACAGGUACAGAUCCAUAUGCUUGAUACUGUGCGGAAAUGUUAUACUUGAGCUCCACUUUUACCUCUCUCAGGCAUUUUUUGGAAUUGUCUAAAAUGUAAAUCCAUACUGUCAACCUCCAGCAUGAUACCAGGCACAUAAUAGAAACCCAAUAAAUGUUUCACUGUGAGUGGAGUAUAAGUUGAUAGAAUAAUUUUGAAGGUUGAUUAGGCAGAUUAGAUUGAUCGAAAAUCUUUCAAUAUUUUAAGUUUGCAUCUCUUUCAUUCCAGAAUUUGUAUGUCUAGAAAUUUAUAUAUAGUUAUAUACAUGUGUAAAGAGGUUCACAUUGCAGCCUAUCUGAAACAGAGGACAAAACCAGAAAACAAACAAAAAACCGCAAACUGAAAACAACUAAAAGUCCAUCAAUAUUGGGCUGGUCAUGUAAAUUAUGUAAUGUUACGCAGCUAUUGAAGAGAAUAGAAUGGAUGUAUGCAAAAAUUGACUGGGAAAAUCACUAUCCAAGACAGAUUGUAGACUAUGUACAGUAUGUUGCUCUUCUAUAAAAUACAGGAUAUCCCUUACGCACAAAUACUUACAUACAAGAUACAGGUGUGUAUGUAAGCACUUGGGAAAUAUGUGAAAGAACCACACAAGAAAGUGGGAGAGUGGGACAACUUUCCAUGUCCCGUAUGAUUGGAAUUCUGAAGGGUACACACACGAACUAAUGGACCUCUGCUACCAGCCUCCUGCUAAGGAGGGAAAUUGCAGGCAUCAGAAUCCUCUUUACUAAUGAAGAAUCUCAGUAGGCCGACGUGAUGACAUCAUCUCGACGGGCGAUGGUGAUUGCGCAGUAGAAGGAGGUCUGCGAGCUGCGUGGGCUUGUGCCUAGGCGCCUAUGUUUCGUGGCCUUGUGCUGGCAUCGGGGGCGCCGGGUUGGCGACUUUGGCACUCUUGACGUUGGGUGGACGAUAUCUUGGGGGUCACAUGAGCCAGUGGCAUCAUGCCCGCGGGCGCUGGGGCCAGCGUCGCGGCUUUUCUGGACAUCCGUCGGCCAAGAGGAAGGGCGGAAAGCACAUCCUGGAAAGGUGGAAGGACUAUCUCCCAGUUGAACAGCGGAUGCCUGGGACUCGUUUCAUUGCUUUCAAAGUUCCUUUCAGAAAGGACUUACAAGAAAUUAUUCCUUAUUUAAAAAUUUGUACAAUUGGGCAUCUGGUGCCAGAUGAUCACACCAUUUUUAAAUUCCAAUGUGCUGUUAAAGGGUUUCUGAAAGAAAAUAAAGAUAAUGACAGGCUUAUUGGUGUCCACUGUACCCAUGGUUUAAACAGGACUGGCUACCACAUCUGCAGAUAUUUGGUUGAUGUAGAAGGCAUGUGGCCAGAUGAUGCAAUUGGAUUAUUUAAUAGGAGCUGUGGACAUUGCUUAGAAAGACAAAACUACAUUGAAAACCUUCAGAAUGGUCUCAUCAGAAAGAAUCGGGAUUCCAGUGUAUCCAGAACAAGUGGUUUUGAUGACUCAGCGCAUAUGAUGGAACCAGUUCACACAGCUAAUAAGUCUGUUAACCAAGGAAGUAUAACCUACAUUAGACCCCAGGUUACCCAACAUCUCGGCAUUUCCAUACCCAGACCCAAGAUUUGCAGCAAUCAGAAAGAAAAUUUUCACAGAAUCAAAACAUUUACCAGAGAGGCCAUAUUCCUACUCCUGGUCCCCACGGAGAGGACUGUUUACAAAGGAGGUACUCUUGGAAUGUAGAGCCAAACGCCAGUCAAGCAGCGCAGAACAGAAGGUGGUAUCCUGGCAAUUACUACAGACUACCCUAUCCGACCUAUUAUAGAUGGACCAAGUGACGCAAGCCUACCCUGGAAAUCUACCUGGAGACAGAACAGGACUGAAGACAGCCAGAGUGACGUUUUAUAAAAUCAGGUCAAAUGAGGUUUAUAAUCUAUUUUAGUGCUCCCUUAUGUGUUUGAGCUUAAGGAAAAAUUAUAUUGAUACUUAGCUCCGCUGAUAAAUUUGCAGUAUUUACAACAGUGAAGGAAAUAGUCUGUCAUUCUAAUCUUAAAUUUUUUUAAAGGAGGAUGAUAUUUUAGAACUGAUAAAAAGUAAUAAAGAACAUCGCUUGUAAAUUAUUUUUAAAAAUUCUA